UGUCAGACAUAAAACCCAACAACAUGUCCGACUCAACUCUCUCCCUCUCUCUCUCUCUGAACUAGUACUGACAACCUCAAGCUGAUCCAUCCGCCAUUAUCCGCCAUUAUUCUAAUUACUCUUUCUUUCGAUCAUUCAUUUAGGACUGAUUUCAUUUCCCUGGGGCACACUGCAAAUAAACAAUUCUUUCCACUAAUAUAGUUUCUGUAAAAACUCAAAAACCAUGAGUUUUGUUUUCCGAGGUACUAGGGCAGAUAUAGAAACUGGAUUUCCAGGAUUUAUUCCUGAGCGGCGUGCAGUGCGUGUUCAUGCAGCUCGGCCAGUUAAUACUAAUUCACUUGCUUUCCUCGUAACGGUUCUCUUGUUGUUCAUGAUUCUAAACUCCCACCAAAUGUCCCCCAACUUUCUGCUCUGGCUGGUGGUUGGUGUCUUUUUUAUGGCAACAAGCCUUAGGAUGUAUGCAACUUGUCAGCAACUGCAAGCUCAGGCCCAAGCUCAUGCUGUUGCAGCCAGUGGCCUUCGUGGUCACACUGAAUUACGGUUGCAUAUGCCACCAUCCAUAGCAAUUGCAACAAGAGGUCGGUUGCAAGGUCUUAGACUACAGCUUGCACUUCUUGACAGGGAAUUUGAUGAUUUAGAUUAUGAAACUUUGAGAGCACUGGAUGCUGAUAAUGUUCCCACAGCUCCUUCAAUGACCGAGGAAGAGAUAAAUGCUCUUCCUGUCCAUAAAUACAAGGUUUCCGGCAGUCAAAGUGCUGGCUCACCAAUGCAACAGGCUUCGUCUUCAGUAUCAGCAUCAGCUGAGAAAAAGCAAGAGACUGCCAAUGGGGGCACGAAAGCCUCAGAAGAUGAACUGACCUGCAGCGUUUGCUUGGAGCAAGUUAUUGUGGGAGAACUUAUCCGUAGCUUGCCAUGCUUGCAUCAGUUCCAUGCAAACUGCAUUGAUCCAUGGCUGCAGCAGCAGGGAACGUGCCCCGUUUGUAAAUUUAGGGCUGGGUCAGGAUGGCAUGAGAAUGGACAAACAGAGAUGGAUGCUUCUUACAUGGUUUAAUGACUUGUAAACUGCCAGAUAAUAGAAUCUGUUAACUUAUUUGCACAUCCAGUGUAUACUGACAAAAGCAUGAAUCAGAAUGAGAGGGAGAUAUACUAUGUCCACCGUUACUAUACUUGGCCUUGACUUGGGCAUUAGUGGAAUUGCAGAAAACUUGUCUGUCUAUCGAAUCACCCAAAUAGUGCAUAAGAAUAUGUAGUGGACUUUGCAUCAAGUGAUAUAUGUGAAAGCAUGCUGUUUUUUAGCCAUGUACCAAGCUGAUUUUUGACGUAAU
Ilex paraguariensis (yerba mate) is the source of this 1325-nucleotide messenger RNA. The record is from the annotation of a GenBank genome assembly. NCBI's taxonomy places the organism in Eukaryota, Viridiplantae, Streptophyta, Magnoliopsida, Aquifoliales, Aquifoliaceae.